Molecule: messenger RNA, 613 nt
Organism: Dipodomys ordii (Ord's kangaroo rat)
Lineage: Eukaryota; Metazoa; Chordata; Mammalia; Rodentia; Heteromyidae
Product: telomere length regulation protein TEL2 homolog
Exons: 2
Biological process (GO): protein stabilization; telomere maintenance via telomerase
Cellular component (GO): cytosol
Molecular function (GO): telomeric repeat DNA binding; Hsp90 protein binding
Source: RefSeq, a predicted model, not a curated record
AUGGACCCUGAGCUGUCUGCUGUCCGCAUCUCCGUCCGAGAAGCCAUUCACACCCUGUCCUCUUCUGAGGAUGGGGUUCACAUCCUGUCCACCCUGGGUGCCCUGAAGCGGUAUCUGGGUGAGGCGGGCGACCCAGCCCUUGGCAGAGAGAAAGAAGAGUUUGCCGCUAUACACUUCUCGGCUUUCCUCAGAUGUCUGUUCAGCAAGCUGAGCCCCAGCUGGUUGGAGCUGACCCCAGAUGGCCAGCUGGAGCAGAUCUGGGGAAGCUUCUUCCUGGAGGGCCCUGCUGACCAGGCCUUCCUGGUGAUCAUGGAGGCCAUCGAGGGCACUGCCGGCCCCAGCUUCCGUCUGAUGAAGAUGGCGCAGCUGCUGGCGAGGUUCCUCAGCGAGGGCAGGGUGGCAGCUCUGAUAGAAGAGCAGUGUCGGCCACGGACGAAGCCCAGCUUCCCGCUCCUUCAGGAGACCCUGCUCAACAGGGUGGUGGGCCUGCCUGACCUCCUGGGCAACCGCCUGCAGCGGGACAACCUGGCACCGUUCUUCCCCCAGAGCUACUUCCCUCUGCUGGGGGAGGAGGCGGCGCGGGCCCUGCGGGCUGUCGUGGACACCCUCCGAG